AACAGUUUUUACUUUCGGCCUGGUUUUUUUUUUUUUUUUUGUUUUUCGGCAUCUCUAGUGGUUGUUGUUGUUGUUGUUGCUGGGAGGCAGUGGAGCAUUUAGCCAAGAUCUGUGCAGAUUGCAUAAAAUACAGCCAGACACACGGCAACAGCAACAACAACAACUACUGCAGCAACCGCAUUUAGCCCAGUUUUCUGAGCAAAUAUUUUCCAAAAAGCUAACGACAACAACAAAAAAUCUCACACUAAAUCUUAGCGUUAUUUUUUUUUCCUCCUCGUCGCGGUUGUCGUCGCGUUUAACUGAAAUAAUAAUAACAACAACAACAAACGAUAGCAGCAGCAACAGCAGCAACAACAACAGCAGCAGCAGCAGCAACAACAACAGCAGCAACAACAGCAACAUCUAGCCCAAAGGAGCCUUGUAUUGCCACCUCGAGCAGCAAAAAGCCGCCAAAAUGCUUCCGUUCCGGCGUGGAGCGGCCUGGCAAACGCUCUUCCUGCUCUGCGCUCUCGCCUAUUGCAUAAAUGAAGCCAGCAGCGAGGGUCGCGUGGUCUGCUACUACACAAACUGGAGUGUCUAUCGGCCGGGCACCGCCAAAUUCAAUCCGCAGAACAUCAAUCCAUACCUGUGUACACAUUUGGUGUACGCAUUCGGUGGAUUCACCAAGGAUAACCAGAUGAAGCCCUUUGACAAGUACCAGGACAUCGAGCAGGGUGGCUAUGCCAAGUUCACUGGACUAAAAACGUACAAUAAGCAGCUGAAGACCAUGAUUGCCAUUGGCGGUUGGAACGAGGCCAGUUCCAGAUUCUCGCCAUUGGUGGCGAGCAACGAGCGCCGGCAGCAGUUCAUCAAGAACAUCCUGAAAUUCCUGCGUCAGAAUCACUUCGAUGGCAUCGAUCUGGACUGGGAGUAUCCGGCCCAUCGAGAGGGUGGUAAAUCGCGGGAUCGCGAUAAUUAUGCCCAGUUUGUCCAGGAGUUGCGAGCCGAAUUCGAAAGGGAAGCGGAGAAAACAGGACGCACGCGACUUCUUCUGACCAUGGCCGUGCCCGCUGGCAUCGAGUACAUCGACAAGGGCUACGAUGUGCCCAAGCUGAACAAGUACCUCGAUUGGUUCAAUGUCCUCACCUACGAUUUCCACUCCUCGCACGAGCCAUCGGUCAACCACCAUGCCCCGCUCUAUUCACUGGAGGAGGACUCCGAGUACAACUACGAUGCCGAGUUGAAUAUUGACUACUCCAUCAAAUACUACCUGAAAGCGGGUGCCGAUCGUGACAAGCUCGUUCUGGGCAUUCCCACCUAUGGACGAUCCUACACUUUGAUCAACGAGGAGAGCACCGAACUGGGAGCACCUUCCGAGGGUCCGGGCGAGCAGGGCGAUGCCACUCGCGAGAAGGGCUAUCUGGCUUACUAUGAGAUAUGUCAGACUCUAAAGGACGAUCCCGAGUGGACGGUGGUGCAACCGAAUGCCAAUGUGAUGGGACCCUAUGCCUACAGGCGCAACCAGUGGGUGGGCUACGAUGACGAGGCCAUCGUGCGCAAGAAGGCCGAGUAUGUGGUGGCUCAGGGACUGGGUGGCAUCAUGUUCUGGGCCAUUGACAACGACGAUUUCCGCGGCACCUGCAACGGCAAGCCAUAUCCUCUGAUCGAGGCUGCCAAGGAGGCCAUGGUGGAGGCACUGGGACUGGGCAUCAAUGAGGUGGCCAAGCCAAGUGGCCCGCAGAAACCCUCAAGAUCUCGCAGUCGCGAUAAUGCCGCCACCAGGAACCGUCUGAACGGCAAGACCGAAGCUCCGGCCAGCUCCAGGCGACCCAGUGCCACUAGGCGACCAGCUAUCAGCUCCACCACCACUCAUGCACCACCGCCGAGCACCACCUUCAAGCUGACCGAAGCCGAGGGAUCCUCGCUUUACAUUGGAGGUAGGGCAUCCACCACGCCACCACCGCCAACGACGCCCGAUCCAGGGUCGGACUUCAAGUGCGAGGAGGAGGGCUUCUUCCAGCAUCCCAGGGAUUGCAAAAAAUACUACUGGUGCCUGGAUAGCGGACCCUCUGGUCUUGGCAUCGUGGCUCACAUGUUUACUUGUCCAUCGGGCCUGUACUUUAAUCCGGCCGCAGAUUCCUGUGAUUUUGCACGCAAUGUGCCCUGCAAGACCAAGAAAUCCACCACAGUGGCUCCAGUGACCUCCACAACACCGCUGACGACCACAGUGCGCUCGAAUCGAGUGACUGCUGCACCCACAGCUCGUCCAGUGUAUCCACGCACCACUACGAGCACCACAACAAGUACGACAACAACCACCACAACAACGCCAGCCAGUGUUGAUGAAGAUCUAGAGUACGAAGAGGACACCGAUGAACUGUCGCCAAGCAAAUCCACCGACGCCGAGGAGGAUCCGCAGGUGAUCAAGGAGCUGAUCGACCUGAUACGCAAAGUGGGUGGUGUGGAGCAGCUGGAGAAGCAUCUAUUGCGCAACAAGGAUGGAUCGAUCACGUUGAAGGAGAACUCGGCCAGUGGUGCGGCGACCACACCUUCUACAAUCAGCAAAUCUCUCUAUGAUCGUGUCCUGAGUCGACCCGGCACAUUGAGUUCCUUUACCCGCAAUCGUUUGAAGUUCAGCGAAGCCACAGAGACGAGCACGGAGGCCAGUUCUUCGAGUGGUUCAUCGAGUGGUUCAUCGAGUGGUUCAUACUCCAAAUACUCUUCAGUGUUGAGGGGUAAUAGCCGCCAGGGUCCACAAAACGAGGGCAUUGAAAAGUUGGCCGAAUUCGAUGGUUUCCUGAAGGAACGCAAACAAUAUGUGACCAUCAAUCGUCAUCGAUCUGCCAGUCAGGGAGAUGAGGUCGAGCAUGCAGAUCUGCAGGAGGAGGAGGAGAAUCUGUCGGAAGUUGAGACCACAACACGUCGUCCCUUGAGCUCAGUCACGCCCUCCUACACAAGUCUAAGGCGCACAAGGCCAACCACAGUGGCACCUCCAGCAGAAAAAUCCGAGGAGGAGGCGGAGGAACAAACCCAGACUCAGGUAAAAUCGUAUGCCACCUUGAGCCGCACGCGUGGACGCACUACCACCUCACCAGAGGUCACGGAAGCGGCGCCCAGUUCGACAACCAAUCGCUACAAAUACUUUGAGCGUUCGCGACCCACCAAGAGUGCAAAUGCCGAGGAUGUGGAAGACCCAACCGAGGACGAAGAAGAAGACUACGAGGACGAGCAAAAGGAAAAUGUUACGGUACAGAGCAAACAAACCACAAACACACGUAAAUAUGCGAGCAUCGGCCGCAGAACAACCACCACCACAACAGCAACACCAGAAACUACAACAACAACAACAACCGCCGGCACUGAGACUGCCAAGGCCAGCACCACCACAACCACCAACAACAAGAACCACUACAACAGCAGCAAUAACAACAACAACAAUGUGAAACUGAAUAACCUAAUACCAACAGAAGAGAAUAUCACAGCAACACCCAGCACCACUGCCCAAUCCGAAACCACCACAACCACAACUAACGAAACCACUGAACCAAAUGAAAGCACCUCAACCACCACCACAUCCAUAACUAACAACCUGCAUACCACCACCACACCCACACCAAUUGCAGCAUCCACUGUCCCAACAACCAACAAUGGCCUUAGCUCAGACUCUCUGCUAGCCACCGAGCUGAGCGAAGCCUCACCCACCCUCCUUCCUUUCGAUCCUGACUUAGCAACGACAACAACAACAACCACAACAACAACGGAACCCGAACUGGACACCACAACAACAAACACACCGAAAACAACAACAACCACAACCACGGGCAACAGCGAACUGAAUGACGUAAACAACGUGGACGAGGACAGUGAGGUAACAAAAACUAAGACCCAGUACAAGUAUGCAACCACCAACCGUCGACGCAUAACCACAACAACAACAACCACCAACAACAACAAUGCAGAAGCAGUGAACGAUGCUAGUCCAACAACAAACGGUUUGAGUAGUUUAAAUAGAAUUAGAACCAAUCCGGGCAGAAGGCAACCCCAACCACAACCACAAGAACAGACCCAAACAACAACCACCGAACCAAACCUUUCUAGUCCCAGACCCUUUGGUUAUCCCCGACGACGCACUCGACCCACAGCCAGCACCAGCACCACCACCACUGUCCCCCAAACCGAUAACGAUAAUGAUAACAAUACCAAUAACGAUAACGAAACCGAUGAAGUUGCGCAAGUAGUGAAGAAGACACGACUAUCUCCAGGGGAUAGGUCCAAGGUGAGUGCCAGUCUUCCACCAACAGCAACCAAAACAGCAAUCAACACACGAACCAAAACCUCCUCACUGCACCACCAAGAAUCCCAAGUAGAUGUAGCUAACGGUAACGGUGGCAAUAGCUUAAGGCAUGAAGUAGUAGUUAGCUCUAGUUUAAGUCAAUCCCAAAACCACAACAUUGAUAGCGAUGUAUCCAGCACCACCACCACCGAACCGCACGUCAAGUACACUUGGCGCGGGGUGCGAGGUCCUACAUCUAGGCGUACAGUGGUUCCCAAUUCUCUAGCUGCCGGUGACGAUAAGGACUCACGUCGCUUUGCCGGCAAGCAGUUGAACGCGGAAUCAAAUGUGGAAGAGGACCUUCCCACCACCACCAAGUUCCGCAGUCGUCGUUUAAAUUCCGCCGAAGAAGAGUCCGAAGUGGCAUUAGAGGAGCAAACGAAAACGACAUUGCAUGGUUCCCGUAGUUACCAAAGUAUUCAACGCACCGCUAGCAGAGCCAUCUCGGAUGAUUCUCAAAUCCACUACAAGGCCAUAACGCGCAAUUCCGAAGGUGGAGCCACUCUCACUGCAGGCCGAAGUUCCAGUUUCGUAAGAAAUCUGGGCGAAGCAGCCAAAACAUCAUUGCCUCUGCAUCAACCUGUAAGUAGAGGUGGCCAGAUUGUAGAAAGCACCACCGAAGACGAGAAUGUGGCUGCCGAGAUAAUCGAUGAUGAGAAGCGAGGAGAGACCAAGGCCCCGGCUGGAAGUGAAAAUACAGAUGACAGCAACACGGCUACCGAACAGGAAUCUCCGGAAAUUGUCACUGCAGCUGCACCAUCACAGCCGGAAGUCACCACUCUGCCUUCAGAAACUUCAGAUUCUAGCAGCUCAACAGAAACACCUGUUAGCAGCACCACCGAAAAAUCUGAGGAAAGCAGCAGCAGUUCCACAGAAAUGAAUUCCGUUAAAAAAGAAUCUAAGGAAGCGAUAGAAACCGUCAAGCUCUUAAGUUCAGACAUCGACACCAAAGUAUCGUCGACAGAAGCUCCAAUUAGAAGCACAGCUAUUCAAUCUGAAGACUCCAGCAGCAGUACUACCGAAUCUAACUCAGAAGCUCUAGUAAAAGAAACUGCAACUGAUAUCAGCGAAAGCUCCACAGAAUUACCUGUCAGCAGUACUGAAUUACCAGAAAGCAGUAGCACUAGCACCAAAGUCGUUUCCCACGAGGAAACCACGACAACUACAGAAAAAUCAACUAGACGUCCUUUCAACCGCUUUAGCUCAACUACAACUGAAACUGUGGCAGAAGAAGAAACAACUACCACCGCCGGUCCAAGACGUCGUGUUAUAGUGCGCACCAAAACCAGCACGACCGAAGCAGAAAGUGAUGCUCAAUCGACCACAGAAGGGCCGAAAAGACGCAGUUUCUAUAGAACCAGCACCACAGAUGCACCUAGCAGCACCGCUGAAGCAGAAAGUGAGUCACAGUCAACAACCGAAGGACCAAAGAGACGCAAUUUCUUUAGGUCUAGCACUACUGAGACACUUAGCAGCAGCAAAGAGGCACCUAGCAGUCCCACUGAACCAGAGAGUGAUGCCGAAUUAAGUACAGAGGGUCCAACGCGUCGUUCGUUCUUUAGAAGUAGCACAACUGAAGCUUCAAGCACAGCCUCAACUGAAGAUACUAAUAGCAGCUCAAUUGACGUUGAGGCUGAAGUAGACACAACAACCACUCGUCGUUCGCUUUUCCACAAUAAGACGCCGAUCACCACAGAAGCCACAACAACAACUGAAGAAGAAGCCGAAGUGAGCAGCACCACCAGACGUAGUCUCUUCCGUACCAGCAGCACCACAGAAGGCACGACAACAACCACCACUACCACCGAAAGUGAAAAGGAGAGUGAGACCACAACAGCCCUGCCAAGACGUCGUGUAAUAGUCAGAGGUAGUUUUAGGCCACGCAAAGAGGGAGACCUCUCCUCUCUUCUAGCGGCAGAUGCCAACAAAAGAGCCAGGAACAACCACAGCACCACGAGCACAGAAACACCUGAUGGUCAUUCGUCUUCUUCCAAAGAAGAGGAAACAGAGCAGCAACAAGAAGAACCGCAAAGAGUGGAGAAGGUAUAUAGUGGUCGCACUUCGUUAAAUGGCGUUCGCAAUCGCACCACCACAAAAACCGAUAACCUGGGCAACGGAAUCACCCGCACUCGCACCACCUACGUGCGAACCCUUGACGCGGGGCAAAAGGUGGUGAAGCGCAUCCACACCAAAACCGUGGAGGAGAAACCCGCCGAGUAUGAGUACAUAAUUGAUGAAGUGACCCACCCACCGCCACCGAGCACCACACCUCGCACGGUGACACGCAAUCGGGGAUCCGUGCGCUUUGAGAGCAACGAUCUGUCUUCGCUACUGGCCUUGGACUUUUCCUCACGCAACAACCGCAAGAAACAGGGCCAAACGGAAACAACGGUGACCAAAACGCGAAGACGCCUUCUCAAGAAACCCAAGGAGACCAUCGAACACGAAGAGGUUGAAGAAUUCGAGUAUGAAGCAGGUCACGAAGUGGGUAACGAAGUGGAAGAGGCACCACAAGUAAGCACCACAGCUAGGCCCAUAAUCCGUAGAACCAGACCGACGAGAGGCAUUACGACAACAACAACCACUGAAAUACCAAACGAAAUCGAGGCUAGCACUCGCAGGGCAAGCUUUGCCUUUAAGCGCCCCACGAAGGCCAGCAUAACCACUGAAGAACCAAGUACUACAUCCACAGAACCCACCAGUGCCUCAGAAGCCACCACCAGAAAAGUUCUUGCCUUCAGAAGACCCGUGAGCACAACAACCACUGCAGCUCCGAUUCAAGAUGAGCCUACAGAGGAGACAAUCUCUUCCGCCGUAGAAGCCACCACCAGAAAAGUUCUUGCCUUUAGAAGACCCGUGAUCACAACAACCAUUACAGCUCCAAAUGAAGAUGAGUCUACAGAGGAAGCCAUCUCAUCCGCCAUAGAAGCAACCACCAAAAGAGUUCUAGCCUUUAGAAGACCUGUGAGCACAACAACCACUGCAGCACCAAUUGAAGACAAAUCCACAGAAGAAGCAACCUCUUCCUCCGUAGAAGCAACCACCAGAGCUAUUCUAGCCCGUAGAAGACCCGGGACCACAACAACAGCCACCCCAGCUUCCAUUGAAGACGAAUCUACUGAAGAUCUGUUGGCAGCGGCCAAGGAGAAGUAUACAAACCGUCUUAGAACCAGCACCACUUCGACAACAACCACUACGGAGGCAACAACAACAACCACCACCGAAGAAGAUUUAGGCGAUCUUAAAGUACAGCUCAGCAAUGCGAUCAACCGCUUGCAAUCAGAGAACAAAUUGGAAAGCCAGACAAUCACCAAGGAAAGUGAAACAGCAGGAGACGAAGGCGAUGAAAAGCUUUCUCUGCCGAUUUAUCAUAGAAGAAAGUACUAUCAGUAUGUGAAGGAUUCACCCAUUACCUACAUUGACAAAUCCCCCGCACCACCAGAUAUUGAGAGUGUUACUGUGAACAUUAAACAGCAAAUCCAUGAUGUUUUCAAUGUGAGUGAAAAUGAGACGCCAACUAAUACCUUGGGCAAUGAGGGCGAAGGCGAUGACCAUCGCCAGGCUAUGGAGCAGGCCAAGGAAAUUAAUGCCGAACUCGGUCAUUUUUUAUUGAAAACCCCCGGGUCAAAAUAGGUGAAAACAAAAUCCCAGCGGCAGGGAAAGACCUUUAAAACACUACCAUUAGCAACAGACUCGAGCAACGAGACCUCCAAGAUUGUAAGCUUCUCUCUUCUCGAAGAAAAGGAGAGAGGCGAGGAAGACGCCCGAGCUUUGCGAACCUACACAAGAUUAAACCGCACUCGUUUGACCCUAUCCACCAGAUUGCAGGAAAAGAACCAAAAUGAUGCAUUAGAUACAACCACCAAAAGAAGCUACAGUGUUCCCCAGCGCUUCCGUGUUCGCUCAACCACACCCACACCUUCGGCAACAGAAAAUAGUGAAGAAGUCGAUGAAGAAACGAACGAGAAACCACUGAAAGAAUUAUCCACCAGUUCCCAAAGAACCACCACCAGAAGAGUGUUCACCCCCAGAAGACCUGUCAAUGCAGUGGAGCAGCCAAAUUCUUCUGAUACCCAUAACGACAACGAAGAUGAUUUAAUGGUGGAAUCAACGACAAGACGCACCUUUGCUGGUUUAAAUAGAUUAAGAGGCAGGGGAAGCACCACCACAACCACCGCCACUGAGGAAGCCACGGAUUCAACCACCGAGGCUGCAACCACAAAAGGCAGAAGCACAAGACAACCUUAUGUGGGCAUCAAUCGCAAAGUUACGACUUCUACCACAACUGAAAAGCCAGAGGAAAGUGAAAGUAAGGAAAAUGAAGAUGCAAAUGAAGAAUCAACCGAGGCCGCAAUUACAUCAGCCAAAAGCACAAGGCAACCAUAUAUCGGCAUAAAUCGAAGGUUCUCAACUUCGACAACCACAACAUCCACAGAAAAGCCAGCGGAAAACGAAGUUGAAAAUGACGAUGAAGAAUCAACCACCUUAAUUUCUGAGAAGCAGGUAAACAACGAUAUUGAAGAAAAUAAGGUGGAAAUUAAAAAAACGGAGGCAAAAACAGAGAAGAAAGCUUCCGAAGAGGUUGAAGACAGCUCCGAAGAACCCGAAUUGGAGGCCCAUAUAGACGAUGACAAUGAGAUUCCGCUGCAAGAGAGUAGUUCUAGUACAGAAGCCACAUCAACAACAACAACGACGACCACUAUUAAGCCAGCGAGCAGCACAACACGUCGGCAGUUGGUAAUUCGUCGCCGUUUUAAUGGCACCAUUAUAACAACAACAACUGGUGCCCCAGUUGCCGAUGAUAAUCUGGAAAAUGAGAUCGAUCCAAAUGAUACGGAGAGCUCAACACCAAAAGCGGUAACAACAACUCCACCAAGGCGGCAACUUUUGAUACGCCGACGUUUCAAUGCGACGACGACGACGACCGCAAAUCCCAGUGCCGACAAUGAAAUAGAUCAAGGCGAGGUAGUUACAGCGAAAACAGUAACAACAACCACACGACGAACGCUUCUAUCACGUCGCCGUUUCAAUGCGACAGCAGCCAUCCCAACAAUAAGCACGACGGGAUCAACGAACGGCGACGAGAUAAGCACACGUCGCCCGUACGCGGCCUUGAACCGCUCACGUAAUCGCUUCACAACAACACGAACAACAACCACCGACGGUGGGGUUAAUGACGACAGCGACAACGAUGAUGAUGGUGAUGAUAAGGAAGAAGAGCAGGUGGCACCGCCACGUGCUGUCUUUCUUCAAACAAACCGCCAUCGAGCUCUCCUACCCACUCUUGAAGAAGGCGAGGAGGUACCGGCACGCAAACCACCCAACUUUGCAGGUCGUCGCACUACCGCAACACCACUGAGAAUCAGCUCCAGUACACGCCGCAAUCUUGUGGCGAUCAAUAGAAAUUUGUACCACCGGGCGGAGUCUGAUGAUGAGCAGGAUCAGGAUCAGGAUGAUGAGGAACCCCAAGAAGAAGAAGAGGAUGAAAACGAGGAAGGGGUGGAUGAUCAAGAAGAAUCUUUAGAUUCUCAAGUCACAAGCACCACUGCACGUUCACGACUAAGUCAACUGCUUGCCAACAGGCAAAGACAACCACUCAGGACAACCACCCAAAAAACGACCGAGACAAAAACAACUGACUUGGACAACGAAGAGGAUGGGAAAGAAAAGGAUGAAGAAGAUGACGAUAGCUCCGUUGAGGUAUCGAACACUAACCACACACUAAACAAGAACAAUACUUUGGGGGGAGGCACCACUAACAUUAACAAUCUUACUAACCGUAGCACCGCACUGAAUGUAGCUAGUCAACGUAGUAACAGCACCGUAGCCAAUUAUAUUAAUCGAUUCAAGUCAAACAGUUACACAAACAACAACAAACCAGUCACAGUCAAAGCUAAUUUUAAGGCAGAGAGUUCAGAUAAUGAUAACGAUGAUGAUGGAGAUGAUAAUGAUAAUGAUAACGAUAAUGAUAACGAUGAUGAUAAUAAUGAUGCUAGUCUAGAAAGUGAGGGGGAGAAGAAAGCGAAUGGGGCUGGUUUGAAUGCCUUAGGUAAUGAUGUUAAUUCCACACGACGCUUUCAGAAUCGUUAUCAAUUGAGCCGCACCAGAGGCAGCACCACCACCACCACUACCAACACCACAGCAACAACCACACAAGAACAACCCCCAAAAUCAACAGCAACAACAACCACCGCCAGACGAUUGGCCUUUGGGGGCCGUCAACGCGCCCAGGUAACUAAACUAACCCUAGUCGAUGAGCAGACUGAAGAGACCGAGACUAAGGGUGAUGCCCACCAAGAAGAAGAAGAAGAAGGAAAGGAGGAAGAAGAAGACUCCACAGCAAGCUCAACAACAACAACAACCACCAGCAGACCAACACCAAAGCGCAUACGUGUGCUAAAAUUCCGCAGACCCUUGAAUAGCAAUAGCAAUAAUAGUACCACAGUAGAUAGCACCACUAAUAGCGCCACUGACACUAACCCAGACAGGAACAACAACAACACAACCACACCAACAACAACAAUAAGUCAAAGCAUCAACUCCACUAGCACCACCGGCAACAAGCGUUUCCGCAAGAUUGUGCGCAAAUUGAGGCCUGUCGACUCAACUACCGCGGCCAGUGUGGAUAAUUCCGAUGAAACCACCCGUAAACCUUUCGUUCCCAGCCACACCAGAUUCACGGAUCAGGACAAUGAUCUCGUGAAUCUUCGCCAGCGGAUCAAAGAGCAGCAGGUACGAGGUGAGCCACAGGAUGGAGUGAUCAGCAAUCGAUUUAAGACCUUGGGUCAGAAGGACGAUCAGGAUGUUUCGGAAUUGCAAAAGUUAAGGGAGAAAGUGAAGGCCGAGCAGGCGCGGGGAGAUGGUGAACAAGGCGUGAUUAACGAUCGUCUGAAAAAGCUGCUAGCGGAGAAAGCCACCACCAGCAGCAGCAGCAGUAACACUCGCCGCGAUGAAGAAUCUUCGCCCGAAGACGACUCUUCAUCUGCGUUUCCCUCGCCAAAGCCCUUCUUCAAACGCAAGCUUGUGGCCCGUAGACCAUAUACACCACCCUCGGCCAGUGGUGGCACCACCAAGGCACCACUUGCAUUCAGCACCACCCGACCCACAGCGAAGUUCGUGCGCAAGAAGAACGGCCGCUUCGAUCCCUUCAACUCGAGUGUUCGCAAUCGUGGCGAGGGCUUUGUGAGAAGCGAUCCACGGGGGUCCCGAUUGCCAGGAGCCGAUCGCUUUAAGUCUCAGGGAAAUGGCGAGGAUGGCGAGGAGCUGGAAGAACGGCGUGAACAACCAGUGCAGAAUCAGUUUGCCACCACUCUGCGCAGACCUUUUGUGCCCAAGACGCGACCUGUGUUGGAAAAAUCGAAGCCACAGCAGGAAGAAGAGGCAGAGGAGAGCGAAGAGGAGGACGAUGAGGAGGAGGAGGAUUCCGAGGAAGAGGGUGAUGAAGAGGAGGAUGAAGACGACGCAGAGGAGGAGAAGGAGCCUGUUGAGAAGGAGGAGGAAGAUAAUGCCCAGGACAAGCCCAAGUUCAAUUCCCCAUACAGGCCCAAGGAUAACCGAGCUCCACCGGGCAGUCGUCCCAACUUUGGAGCCACCGGAAGUGCUGGCAACGCCGCACCACAAGCACCCACCGCCCCCGGCAAUGUGCCCUUCAAUCCACGCAAUCGUCCAUCAAGUUCCACGAAUGCCAAUCGCUUCGGCAGCACAAAGCGACCCCGAGUGAUCAACCGACCGCCAGGAGUGGCCUCACCCAACUUAACGCUGAAGCCCGUGGCCGUGGAUUACGAGCGCACUACACCGCUGACACCACUAAAACCGGCACCAUUUAUACCCAGUAAUAACAGGAGCUACGAGAGGAAGUACACGGGUCCCUCCACAGAGGCCAGCGAAACUGCCAGCGAGAAUUCGCUGAUAGAAGACCUGAAUAUCGAUGCACUGAAUGCGAGGAACAAGAAGAUCUUUGACAAGCACAGCAAGAAGCAUCCGGCCCUGAAGCCCAAGGUGGUUAAGGUGGAAUCGGAGACGGGAACGGAGGUGGAAAGCGGUAGUACAGAGGUGGCGGUGGAAGAAGAGACCACCGAGGAGCAGGGCUUUGUGACCACCACACCCAGUACACCACCACCAUCACCAGCACCACCCAGCACACCACAGUCAGACACAGCCACAGAACCCACCACCAACACGCCACCAGAAACAGAAACCGAAACUGUAACCGAAACUGAAACAGCGACCAAUGCUAAUGAAGCCACUUCCAUCAAUUCACAGGAUCAAACCAUCUCGAGCACCACUCAAGCACCGCCGCCGGCCACCACAUUGCUGCAUGUGUUCACCCUAAUCGAGGGCGAGGGCCAGCAGGAGGAGGAGCCGACGACGAGAAGGCCGCCGCCAACGUCGGCCCAACGACUCCAUCCCACCAUUCAAACGGAGGUGGUGCCCAAGCACAAGCUGAUCGAGAUCAAUCGCAUUGUGGAGAUCAACUCCAAGCAGGCCAAGGCCGCUCAGCGCAAGUCGAAGGCAAAUCAAGACUUUGGCACACUGCGCGUGGAGUCGCUGCCUCAUGUGGAGCAGCUGGGCGAGAUCAGUGUGGUGAAGUAUGUGCAUCUGGUGGACGGCAGUGACAUUCAGAUCAACGAUGGCCACAGCACAGUGGCCGAUUACACUCCCACCGAACCCAGCAUCUCGUCAGCCUCAGCUGCUGCCUCCGCACCUGUAAGGAAUUCAGUACCCGAAGCCGAAGAAGGAGGAGGUGACACCACCGAUCGCAGUGGCAAGUCCCUGGUGCCCGAAGUUUUAACUGCUGCUUUGGAGACCUCAACCAUUUCGCUGGAGGGACUAUUCGAUUCGGCUCGCAAGGGCAAACAACUGAACAGCAAUAGCAUUGUCGGCGAAACGGAGGAGAGCACCACCAUCAGCAGUAGCAGUGGCAGCGACACCACCUCCACUACACCGGCACCCACUUACCUGCGCCAACCGACGACUGGCAGCGUUUCGCGGCGACCGGUGUUGAGUGUCCGCCGGCGGAUUAUCAACUCGCCGACUUCGUCGUUGGCAGCGGCUGAAAUCACCACACAACAGCCUGCAGAACCGCCAACGACCUCCAAAUACAACCGACUGCGCAGCAGACCCUCAGCAGCAGCAGCAGCAGCAACUACAACAACCGCAGCAGCAGCAGCAGUAACUACGGUUUUGCCAACAGCAACAUCUGUUGCUGGCGGGAGAACCAGCAGCAACAUCUAUUUGAACAAGCUGAAAGGCAAGAGCGGAGCAACAGCAGCAACAGCAGCAUCCGGCGAGGCAGCAACACUGACGCCAGCAACUAGCAACACCAACAGCAACAUCAGCAGCAGCAACAUCAGCAGCAAUGACAUCACACAAAAGCAACACAAGUUCCAGCCAGCCAGCUUCGCGCUGCGACGCCAAUUUCAAACGCGUCGGCUGACAACCUUCGCGCCGGCGGCCAACGGCGAUGAGAGCGCCACCGAUGUGCCUAGAACCCAAAAUCCGCUAUUCAAACGCCGCCUCACGCUGAUUUCCACCACACCGCCGUCCGUUCGCACCACCAACGUGCCAAAUUCUGGCCUGGAAACCACAACCACUUUGUUUUUAAGCGACGACGACGAGGAUCAGGUGGCCAAGUCGAGCAUCCACACCAGCCGCUUCAACCAAAUUCCGGAGCAAGUGCGUCCGCGCGAGGACUACGAACUGGCAUUGCCACCUGCACCACUAGCAUCACAGCAACCACUGAAGAGCACCAGCGCCACGCCCAGCACCACCGCCAGUGCACCACUGCCAGUUAUUAACCAAGGCAUAAGGCGCCAGUUGAUACCACGCCCACGUCGGCCGCAGUCGACCACGACCACGCCCACUGUGGGCUCGUCCUGGUCAAGCACACCGGCUGGCCACUCCGCACCGCCCCUCUCGCGUCGCCAACAGAGUCGUCGUCGUCCGCACAAAUACAUCGAGGUCUACAGUCGUCCGCCGAGCAAAUCGGCCGUACUAACGGCCACCUCGAGCAGUCAACUGCUGGAGGAGCCAUUCCCGGCGGUGGGUGUGAAUCAGGUGGCCCAACGGAGACGCAGCGGCGGCAUUGGACCCAACAAAAGCGAUGCCACCAACACCAAGGUCAUCGUCCAUGGACGCGGCAUCAUCGAGUGCCGGGCGCAGGGCAAUUUCCCGCAUCCCCUCAACUGCCGGAAGUUCAUUUCGUGCGCCAAAUUCGAGGAGACCGGCGGCAUUGUGGGAUGGGAGUACACCUGCCCCAAGGGUUUGGCCUACGAUGGCAUUGGCGGGAUGUGCACCUGGUCGCCAUCGGAUCAGCCCUGCCGGGACUAGACUGAUAAAACCAUAUCCCCAAAUCUAAAUCCAUUCAUAAACCCACCCAACGUUCAUCUGAAAACCCCUUACCCAUUUACCACCAUGUUGUAUAUGUUUUUCCCCCAAUUUCCCACAAUUUGUGAUUAGUUCUGCUGCUGCUGCUUCUGGUCAACCAACGACCAAGGUCAUUAUGGAUGCAAGAUGGAAAGUUGAAAUUCUACGUUAAUUAUUCGUAUUUAAGCUUAGUGAUAUCUGAAACACCAUUUUUUUUGCGCCUGCCAACUCAGUAGUAAGCAAGAAAUAUUAUUGUCUGUAGUUCAUGAACCACACCCAUAUAUAUAGCGCCAUAUAUAUGUGGUUGUGCGUGUGUAUGCUGUAUACCAUAAUGGAUAAUAUGCUUUCUUUAUCAAAUAAACAUAUCGUGUAAUCCAAA
Drosophila gunungcola (fruit fly) is the source of this 15056-nucleotide messenger RNA. It is a transcript of the gene Cht6, whose product is annotated as serine-rich adhesin for platelets. NCBI's taxonomy places the organism in Eukaryota, Metazoa, Arthropoda, Insecta, Diptera, Drosophilidae. Gene Ontology annotation, cellular component: extracellular region. Gene Ontology annotation, molecular function: chitinase activity; chitin binding. The record is from RefSeq and is a predicted model, not a curated record. Gene Ontology annotation, biological process: carbohydrate metabolic process; chitin catabolic process.